This is a messenger RNA of Acanthaster planci (crown-of-thorns starfish), 2552 nucleotides long. RefSeq names its product peptidylprolyl cis/trans isomerase, NIMA-interacting 4 (gene pin4). Gene Ontology annotation, biological process: rRNA processing. Gene Ontology annotation, molecular function: peptidyl-prolyl cis-trans isomerase activity; DNA binding. The record is from RefSeq and is a predicted model, not a curated record. NCBI's taxonomy places the organism in Eukaryota, Metazoa, Echinodermata, Asteroidea, Valvatida, Acanthasteridae.
UGUUAUUUCAUUACUCCAUGUCAUGUGGCGAGCACGUCGACCCAGCAAACCACAUGAAUGAAUGUAGGCUUGCCAAGUGAAAAUAGUUUUGUGGGCUUUCUUGUCGUCUUUUUGUCCGGGUUUCCCCAUGCCUAAGAACAAGGGUGGUGGUGGGGGAUCAGGAGGGGCCAAAGGCGGCGGAGGUGGUGCCAAAGGGAAAGGGGGCAAAGGGAAACCAGGCGGUGCUGCAGCAGCCGAUGACGAUGGAGGGGGAAAGCAAAAGAAGGGAGGGACAGCAGUCAAGGUGAGGCACAUUCUUUGUGAGAAGCACUCUAAAUGCAUGGAGGCAAUGGAGAAACUGCAGUCUGGUGUGCGGUUCAAUGUGGUGGCAGAACAGUACAGUGAAGACAAGGCAAGACAAGGGGGGGACCUCGGUUGGAUGACCAGGGGCUCAAUGGUCGGACCAUUUCAGGAUGCGGCAUUCGCUCUAGCCACUAGCACAACGGAUAAACCUAUUUACACAAAUCCUCCUGUCAAGACGAAAUUUGGUUAUCACAUCAUCAUGAUUGAGGGAAAGAAAUGACAGAAACAAGUAAUAAUUUCAAAUGUGUAUUUUAACUCCAUUGCCUUAAUUUCCAUCAUUGGUCGUGCAUAUACCUGUAUGUGUACAUGUAUAUAUUCACAAAACUGAUUUCAGACAUCAUAUUCACAUUAUAUACAUGUAUACUAUUUCUUUUAAUGCUUGCAAAUUUUAUAAUAUUUGUAAACCGUGCACCAUGGAAGCCUACAAGACAAUGUCUUAUGUUCAGUGGCCAUCAGGCUGAGGAAACAUUGACAUUUGAUAAAACGGUACAGUUUUCCGCAUGAAUUCGUGUAUACAUGUAAGUUACAGUUCCACAAGUGGGAUUUUUUGUUAUCACCGCUAGAAACGCGUAGAGUUCCCUCAUCAAACAUCCAUAAGAACACAACUACAUGUAAUAAACAAUCAAAGGUGGCUGUCGUAUGAAUUGCCACCAUAAAAUAUGCAGUUAUUCUAAUCAACAGUGCAAUUUACCAAUACUGUACUACCAAUAUGAUGUGCAUGUUUGUGUAAUAAUACAUGUAUAUGCGUGGCCAGGUCGACAUCCGACCCCAACUUUGUUUCACUGCACGUAUAUGUAGGCCUACAUGUACAUUUUAAUUUAACUCUUUAAAUAGAGUCCUUAAACUAAAGCACAGUGAAUGACACUUUAAUAAUGGACACCUGAAGAAGAAUGUCAGUGCAUUUCGUGCGGGUUUAUACAUCGUACAUAGUGGUCGACUUUCAGCACGGACAGUGGCGGGAAAUAAAUUCGGAAUGGAGUGCUUUUAGAUUCUGUGCGCCUAGAAAUUCAUUUACUGCAUUAUUAAAAAUGACCAUAACUUCAGUCAAGUGUACUAAAUAAGGUUCUCUUUUUAAUAAAAGUGCAGUUAAUGACAAAAAUUAAAUGGGCGUGGCCUGUUCUUUGAGCCAAGUUUUUCUCUUCACUUCAAACGGUUUCGUUGUUUUCAUUCCUAAAGUUUUUUCCCCGCAUUCUUUUUGUUUUGGGGCGGAGUCCUCCACAUGUUUUGGCUGAAAUAUUUUUUGGUCAGGUGUGGUUCCUUAUUUUCGUGAAGGUAAUACAUGUACACGUAUUUUUACUGACCAUUUACUUACUUUGUAUUUAGUUUGCCUGAUGUCUAUUUUCUUAGACAAAUGUGUCACAUUGAUGAAAAUCUAGGCGGUGGGGAGGCAUUCAUUGGCCAUUUAGGCUCUUUGAACAUGGCUGCCUUAAUCGUCUCUGACUUUUUGAAAUAGAUUUUUAAUGUACGUUGAGUCACAUGGUAAUUAUUCUACCAUUUGCCAGCAGAAUUCAAUUGCUCACUCAUGCGUUCAUUCAAAAUACUAUUAUUAACUUUUUUGAUACUCACUUUAUAAACAAUUGUCAAGAAACUUGGCUGACAUGUACAUGUACCAAACAAUAGAAUUCAUUAUUGGACUACAGAGGAUAUGUGUGUGUUUUGAUUCACAUAGUUCCCUUUUUGACCCUUAUCCAUGCAAAUGGGUAAAAUCAUAUCAAAAGCGGGUUACAGUGUUUCCGAUGUUAAUCAGAUUAAAACACGACUGGAAAAGGGUAAAUCAGCAACAUACCUUGAUUAGACAUAAUUAUAAUUUGUAGAUUGGCAGAUUCUCAUUGAACCUCCUAAAGCAACCUUGAAGCAUAGUUAUAGUUCGUCGAAGUAAAGAUUUUGAUUUUAAAGGUUGUUCUAUAUGCCUAAAUCCUCACCUAAAACAGCUAGAAAUCAUAAUAAACAACAACAAUUUUCUUAAGCUGAGCUCUUUUCAUUUUUUGUCAAAUUUCCGUGGCAACGUAUUGCCACGGAAACAUAAAUAUGUGUACAUAAAUAUCAGCUAUUAAGGUCAGAUAUUCUCCCCUUGCUCUCUCGGCACAGCCCACAGAGGGCGCUAAAUUGUGACUUUGUCCGCGCUUACUCCCUUUCGUAUCUGUAGGAUGAUCAAUAAAAACUGGAGAGUCUCCUGCAACUGUCAAGUAGGCCUAUGACGAAGGAUCUUA